Messenger RNA from Ipomoea nil (Japanese morning glory), 2091 nucleotides. Its product is annotated as U3 small nucleolar ribonucleoprotein protein MPP10-like. Bases 223 to 1827 code for a protein of 534 amino acids. Lineage: Eukaryota; Viridiplantae; Streptophyta; Magnoliopsida; Solanales; Convolvulaceae. Gene Ontology annotation, biological process: rRNA processing. The transcript is spliced from 14 exons. Gene Ontology annotation, cellular component: sno(s)RNA-containing ribonucleoprotein complex; small-subunit processome; Mpp10 complex. The record is from RefSeq and is a predicted model, not a curated record.
AUAAGUUAAACAUUCACAACCCUAACUCCCUACUCGCAAACGCCAAUACGCCUUAGUCCAUAUUACUGCCAUAGUCAAUACUCCGGCACUCCACGCAGCCACGCACUCAUUCUCCUCGCCGCCGACCACCUUAGCCCGAGCCCUGAAGUCUGAACGCCGUAGCCUCACCGCCGUCUACCACUGUUGAAGACUGGCCGGCGACCACAGAGGUAUCGCCCAGCUAUGGAGAACGAUAGAGAGGUGGCGCUUCGCCGGCUGAAAUCAUCAGAACCACCACUCUACCUUUCACCGUCGCCGGAACUUUCGGUGGCCGCACGAUUAGCUUGCAAAUAUCUCUACUCUUCCCUCAAACCCUUCACCCCGAAGUCUCCUUUUGAGCAACUUCUAACCGACGGGUUUGAUGCGGAGCAGAUAUGGCAGCAAAUUGACCUCCAAUCGGAGCCUUUACUUUCAGCUCUCCGGCGCCGAGUCAAUCACUUCGAGAAGAAUCCGGAAAGUAUAUCAGAACAAUUCAAUGUGGAACCAAAUGGGUUGGAGAAAAAGAGUGGGUCACUGGAAGCGUUAGACAGAAAAGGAUAUGAUAUUGACGAUGUCGACUUGAAUGAUUUUGACGAGGAUGAGGAUGAGGAGGGGUGGGAGGAGGAGGAUAAUGAGGAUGAGGAUGAGGAUGAGGAGGAGGAGGAGGAGGAGGAUGAUGGAACUGGCUUGGUUGAAGAUGAGUUCUUAAAGAUAAAGGAAUUGGAAAAAUUUUUGGCUGAUGAUGAGGCAAGGGAGUAUGGUUACGAGAAGGAUGAGAAAGCCAAGAAAAAGAAGAAGAGGAAGAGAGUUGAACAAUCAGAGUCUGAGGAGGAAAAUGCAGAAGAAGAGGAUGAAGCGCUUGAAGAUGUGGACCUUGAGGAUGAUACCUUUGAUGCAAAUGGGGACAUAGAGAAUGCCAGGUAUGAGGAUUUCUUUGCUAGAAAGACGGAUCACAAGGGAAAACGUAAACCACUUGAUAGAUCUGAUCACAUGGAAAUGGAUGAAGAAGUAUCUGAUGACGAUAACCAGGGGAACCAAAAUCUUUCUACCCAUGAGCAAGAGCUUUUAAAACUUCGCUCUACAAUAGAGGAAAUGGAGAAGGCAAACAUAGAACCAAAAGCCUGGACUAUGCAAGGAGAGGUAACUGCUGCUAAAAGGCCAAAAAAUAGUGCAUUAGAGGUUGAUCUAGAUUUUGAGCACAACGUGAGACCUGCCCCUGUAAUUACAGAAGAGGUUACUUUGUCUCUAGAAGAAUUAAUUCGAAAACGGGUCCUUGAGGAACAAUUUGAUGAUGUUCAGAAGCCUCCUAGUUUGCCAUCAAGAGCACCGAGAGAGAGAAAAGAAGUGGAUGAUAAUAAGAGCAAAAAGGGCCUUGCUGAAGUUUAUGAGGAGGAAUAUGUCCAGAAGACUGGCCUUGUUUCAACAGCAAUGACUUUUUCUGAUGAGCAAAAGAAAGAGGCAACUAUGCUGUUUAAGAAACUCUGCCUGAAGUUGGAUGCAUUAUCUCAUUUCCAUUUCACACCAAAACCGGUCAUAGAAGAUAUGUCUAUUCAAGCAAGUGUCCCUGCCCUUGCAAUGGAAGAGAUUGCACCAGUGGCUACUUCUGAUGCUGCUAUGCUGGCUCCUGAGGAAGUUUUUACUGGCAAAGGAGAUAUUAAAGAAGAAACAGAGCUGACACAAGACGAGAGGAAGAGGAGGAGAGCGAAAAAGAAAAGGAAAUUCAAAGCCGAGGCAUCGAACAGGAAGGCACCUCAAAAUACCUCGAAAACAGAUUCCGAGACAGGCAAGGAAGUGAAGGAACAAUCAUGACUGUACUAGGGUUGUAUUCUAAGUUUGCUGCUCCUUGAGAACAAUAUGCAAGUUCAAGCGAGAAUUGGGCAACGCGAAGGAAGGUAUAGGAUUAUGAGGCAUUAUAAAAAUAUAGUUUUUGUUUCCCGUACACAAGGUUAUGGAGUAUUGAUUUAUUGCUAUUAGUUAAUUACGGUGUAUUUCUAUUCUUUGAAAAUAUGGUUUUUGACUGAUGUUUAAAAAACAUUUUACUAAAAUUUUCCUGGAAAGGAAAUCCACAACUUA